AUGACGAACCAACUGCCUCCACCUGAAAAAUUGGAUAUUGAGGGUGAUAGUUCUUCAGUCGGGUUGCGAUGGGAGAAGUGGAAACGGUCCCUUCGAAUUUAUCUUGAAGCCGCGGAUAUAACAACUCCAGUUAAAAAAAGAGCUACAUUGCUAGUCUUAGGUGGCGGUGCACUACAGGAAAUAUUUUAUAACUUGCCUGGAGCAAACGUAGGACCAGAACAUGACGCUGAUUUAUUUGAAGUAGCUAUUGAUAAAUUGAACGAUUACUUCCUGCCUAAACAAAACAAGAGUUUUGAAAGGCAUAUCUUUCGUCUCAUUAAACAAGAUGAAGGUGAAAGCUUUGAGAAGUUUCUUAUCAAACUGAGAGAUCAGGCCGCAAAAUGCAAGUUCGAAAAACCUGACGACCAUAUAAUUGACCAAAUACUAGAAAAAUGUUUAUCCAUGGAGUUGAGAAAAAAAAUGUUAACAAUGGGUGAUGGAAUUACAUUGGAUCAAGUGAUUACCGUUGCCAACACCUUAGAAAUUGUAAACUUUCAAUUGGAUAGUUACGAGCAAAAAGAAAAGACUAAAAAUGAAGUUAAUGCAGUAAGGAGUAGGAGCAGAGACAAUUUUGGAAGCACUAAAGAAGGAAAAGAGUAUAACCAAGAGAAAAGGACGUCAAAAUGUACUCGAUGUGGGAAUUUUGCCCAUGUCUCACAAUGUCUACCUUGUCCAGCAAAAGACAAAAAGUGUAACGGAUGUGGGAAAUUAGGCCAUUAUCAAAGAUGCUGUAGAACUAAAUCAUUUCAACAAAAACGUAAAUUUACACAAAAUCAGGAAAAGGACAAAUAUUUUAACAAGCGGCCACGCAAGGAUACUACAGUAAAUUCUCUGCAAAAUGACGAAACACAAUAUGUAUUCAACAUAAAUGACGAUCCAACAAUAAAAUGUCAAAUAGGGGGAGUCAACUUGGAGAUGUUAAUCGAUUCAGGGUGCAAGUUAAAUAUAAUAUCUUCCAAAACCUGGGAACACUUAAAGGAAAACGGAGUACAUUGUAGCAAACAGACGAAAAAACCAAACAAAAUACUACUAGCAUAUGGGAGCACGACACCCUUACAAAUACGAGGUUCUUUUGAAGCAGAGAUAAAAACACACGGAAAAAUAGAACGCGCCACUAUUUACGUCAUUGAAGGUGGAUCACGGAAUUUGCUAGGUAAAGACACUGCAUUGAGAUUGGGUGUUUUAAAACUAGGGAGCGACGUAAACCAUGUCGAACAAAAAACCAAUAAACCUUUCCCAAAAUUCAAAGACACACUAAUUGAGAUUCCUAUUGAUUCGUUGGUAAAAUCAGUUAUACAGCCCUAUCGGAGAAUACCGAUUCCAUUAGAGGAGAAGAUAAACAAUAAACUCAAAGAACUCCUGGAUUUAGACAUAAUAGAAGAGGUUCACGAACCAUCGUCAUGGGUGUCUCCUAUUGUACCAAUUAUAAAGGACAAUGGCGAUGUACGUCUAUGCGUUGAUAUGAGACGCGCCAACACAGCCAUUCUCAGAGAAAAUCAUCCAUUGCCGUGUAUGGAGAAUCUACUCCCAAAAAUAAAGAAGGCUUAA
Spodoptera litura is the source of this 1587-nucleotide messenger RNA. RefSeq lists its product as uncharacterized. Gene Ontology annotation, molecular function: nucleic acid binding; aspartic-type endopeptidase activity; zinc ion binding. The record is from RefSeq and is a predicted model, not a curated record. NCBI's taxonomy places the organism in Eukaryota, Metazoa, Arthropoda, Insecta, Lepidoptera, Noctuidae. Gene Ontology annotation, biological process: proteolysis.